AUGUCCCGUAGUCCGCACCGUCUCCUAUGUUCAACUAACUCACAACUCCGGUCCCUGCAAAUAGAUGUUUGCAGUUUGCCGCUUGUCGAAGGAAGCUGCAACGAAGACAUUCCUCGGUACUUCUUCAACACCACUUCGUCCCGUUGCGACGUGUUCCAAUACAAGGGAUGCACAGGUAACGACAACAACUUCGAGACACACGAGGACUGCCUCGCAGAGUGUGAAGAUCUAUGCCACAUGCCCAAGGAUCCAGGAGCCUGCACAACUGACAAAGCUCUCGAAAGCUUCUACUACAACUCCCAAACGGGUCGCUGUGAGGACUUUGAGUAUAGUGGAUGUGGAGGGAAUGACAACAGGUUCGAAGACAUCGACUCAUGUAGAACACGAUGUGAAGAUGUCUGUCAUCAACCAAAGUAUUCUGGACCAUGCUACGCCUACCUGAGGCGGUUUUACUACAACAGCGAGACAGAGCGCUGCGAGCCCUUCAUCUACGGAGGAUGUAUGGCCAACGGAAACAAUUUCUACACCAUGGACCAGUGCAACAGGCACUGUCGCGAUUCGAGAAAGAAGGUGGAGGGGCCUACUCCUGACAGAGCACUCUGCCACCUCCCACUAGAUGAAGGUUCUUGUGAUGGCAGCGAAACUCGGCCCGAAACCAGGUUCUUCUAUGACGCUCAAAAAGAGGACUGCAUCAGCUUCAUCUACGCCGGCUGCGGCGGGAACGACAACAGCUUCAGGCUGCUCGAAAACUGCAACCUCACUUGCUUUGGUGUCCAAACCCUGAUUUCUAAAGCAGAAGCCAGCUGCACGGAAGCAGAAUGCAGCUGCGGAAGGUUCAGAAUGGACGGUGACUGCAAAGUCUGCGAAUGUGGGAAUGGAGCCGAACGAGCAGGUCCAGGCGUCUACAUGCUUGUUUCGUUGCUCUGGGCAAUGAUUUCAACCAAGGUCAUCUGAACGUCGCGUCCCCAUGCAGAGUAACCGAUAAAAGCGGCCAUGGAC
Messenger RNA from Ixodes scapularis (black-legged tick), 999 nucleotides. Its product is annotated as carboxypeptidase inhibitor SmCI-like. Gene Ontology annotation, molecular function: serine-type endopeptidase inhibitor activity. The coding region runs from base 1 to 954 and encodes 317 amino acids. The record is from RefSeq and is a predicted model, not a curated record. NCBI's taxonomy places the organism in Eukaryota, Metazoa, Arthropoda, Arachnida, Ixodida, Ixodidae. The transcript has 7 exons.